AAUUGUUUUAUAAAGUAUGCUUUGCUAGCAGAAAUAACUCUGCUAUCUUAUGUUUAGUUCAUGGAUGUUGGAAGGCAUGAAGACCAAACUAAAGGUUCAAAAAGUCUAUUAUCAUUCCUUUCUUUAAAAAGAUUCAAGAAAAAGCAUGGAGUUCCAACGACUCUGGAAUUAUUGGAAGAUGGAAGAUGGUCACGAGGCGGUAAUAAGUACGCCAGAUUGAAUUCCAGAAAUGAUGUUUCUACAAGUUCUGGUUUGGAUACAUCACUUCAAGUUCUUGAUGCAAGAACGUUAAUGAAACAGCAAGCUUAUGUUUCAUCUACUCCAGGAUCAUCACUAGAUCUUGAAUGGGAACACGAAGGAAUGCCUUUACUGAUCAUGGAAGAUGACAAAGGAGACACAGAAGGUUCUCUGACACAGACGUCACUUAACAAUAGUCAACCUUCUAGUUUAACAGCGUCUCCUUGGUCCAGAGUCUCCAGUCCAAACAGUUUGGAAUGGGAUCCAGUAGAACCAGAUAUGGUAUGUGUUGAUAUAGAGACUGAACGACUUCUAACGGAGAUAGAGCAAUUAACAGAUAGAGCUCUAAAAGAGACGGGUGAAUGGACCAGCUCUAACACUAGCUGAUAAACGAUUCAACUAACGGAAUAUUAUUUGUAUUUUUAUAUUAUAAAAAUUCGUGAUGGGAUUAAAACAGAUGUUCUAUACUUUUGUGAGACGCAAAGAGAUAUUACAUUAUUUCGAUAUUACUGUUUUUGAAACAAUAUAACCGCGUUUAUAUUGUCUCAAAAAUGUGUAUUGUACAAUUUAGGAUAGGCACUUCCGUUGUCGAAUACGGAAAUAUGACGAAAUAUCUACAUUGUGUAGAUUAUCUUAUUAUAGUCUAGCACGAAAGGAAUUAUGUCAAGAAAGAAAUUAAACUGUCAAAUCAGAAAAAUAUCUUCUGCGGCAUAUGCACAUGUACGAUAUUUGUAUACACAAAUACACUUAUAUUACUUUAUAUUUAGUAUACACAAAUACUUUAUUUGUAUACAUAAAUAAAAGAUCUAUUUCUUUUCAAUUUUAGAUAUUUAAAUAAAAAGUUGAACUUUAGUAAACUUAAAAUAUAUUAAGCUUUUAAUUUCGCUUUUGCUUUACAUAGCUUCCGUACGACAAUAAAUUAUUUUUUACAAAGUAAAAUCAUGUGCCAUAUUUCUGUAUUUUAAAAUUUUAAUACGUAUAUGCAUUUAAAUGACUUAUUUUAACACAAAGUAAUAUAUAUAUUAAGAUGAAAGAUUGUUUAAAGAAUACAAAUAUGUAUACAAGAAAUUCUAUUGCAUCAUAUUAUUUUUUAUAUAAUUUUCGAGCUAUUAUAAAAUGAUAUUAGAUUUAAAUCUGAGCUAUAUGCAGUUUAAAAAGCACACAACUGAUUAAUUUAGAAAGAUAGCAAAUGUACAAAAAAAAAAA
Messenger RNA from Pogonomyrmex barbatus (red harvester ant), 1443 nucleotides. RefSeq lists its product as uncharacterized. The record is from RefSeq and is a predicted model, not a curated record. Lineage: Eukaryota; Metazoa; Arthropoda; Insecta; Hymenoptera; Formicidae.